CUAAACAAGCGGGGACGUCGUCUUGUCCUCGAAGGGUUCAGAAAAGAGGCUUUGUAUCGAGCUUUUGCUGUUCUGAGUCAGUAGCGAGCGAUAGACAGGCACAAGGCCAGGCGGUCGUUAAUCAGCAAUGCGGGUUGCGACGCUGAUCUCUCUGGCGAGGCCGAUCGGCCCGGUGGUGGUAGGCAUCUCUCUGGGCUUCACUCUCAGCCUGCUCAGCGUCACAUGGGUGGACGAGAGCUGCGGUUACGGCGCCGUCGGUGUGACCGAGGAGGCGCCAGUGGCUGCGCCGGGAGGUGCGAAGGGAGCGCGCAAGCCGAGCUCGAUAGCAACGGGCAACGCCGAGGAGGACGACUUUCAGCCCAAAAUAGUGCCAUAUAACAAGCCCGAGCAGCAAGGGCCACCGAAGAAAGUUUUCAGAGCCAAGUACGCCAGUACGGAGCUGGGUAUUCAUGAGCGUCUCUUUGUAGCAGUCAUGACCUCCAAAAACAACCUGAACACGUUGGCUGUGGCAGUUAACAGGACCCUGAAUCACAACCUGGAUGGUCGCCUUAUCUUUUUUACUGGUUCUCACAACCGCAAAGUCCCUCACGGGAUGUUUGUGGUAGCCCACGGUCACGAGCAUCCUGUGCCCAAUAUGUUCCAGACGGUGCAUUACCUCCUGGAGCACCAUGUAGCGGACUAUGACUGGUUCUACAUACUUCAUGACGAUACUUACAUCCAAGCUGACAGACUGAAGACGCUGGUGGGUCACUUAAGCAUGAAUCUCCAGUUGUACAUGGGCCACCCAGGGGAGUUCAUUGGAGGUGAAGCUCAGGGAAGGUACUGUCAUGGAGGCUCAGGUAUCCUCCUGUCCAGAGCCUUACUGCUGAAGCUUAAGCCUUUCCUGGAGCAUUGCCGAACUGACAUUGUUAGUGUCAGGCCUGAUGAGUGGCUGGGGCGCUGCAUCAUCGAUUAUGCUGGCAUUAGCUGUGUGAAGGAGCAUGAGAAUCUUCAUUAUAAUUACUUUGAAAUGAAGAAGAACAUGGACCUGAGUGGACAUGAAAGCCUGGAUUUCCAGAAUGCGCUCUCGGUUCACCCAGUGAGAAGCCCGGAGCAGAUGUAUCGCCUGCACAGAUACUUCACAGAAAGAGAGCUACAGAAAACCUAUGAAGAGAUCAAGAAACUUCAGGUGGAGAUAAAGAACAUCAGCCACUUGGCUGUGGAUGGCAACAGAAGCGCAGCAUGGCCUGUUGGGGUCCCGCCUCCUUUCGAGCCCAAGAGUCGGUUUGAGGUGUUGCGCUGGGACUAUUUCACAGAAGAGCAGCUGUUCUCCUGUGCUGAUGGCUCGCCCAAGUGCCAGCUGAGCGGCGCUGACCGUGCCGAUGUGGAUGAUGUCAUUCGGGUUGCUGUGGCUGAGCUAAAUAAGAAAUACUCACCUGUGCUGCAACUGAGCGCCCCACAGUUAGUCAAUGGCUACCGCCGCUUUGAUCCGACCCGUGGCAUGGAAUACACACUUGACCUUCAGCUCCGGGCUGAGACGAAAUCAGGCUCGGGGCAGUCAGUGUCACGGCGUGUGCAUUUGCUGCGGCCCUUAAGUCGGGUAGAGAUCAUCCCGAUGCCGUAUGUAACGGAGGCCACACGGGUCCACAUUUUACUGCCCCUAACUAGUGCAGACUGUACCACAGUGGUUCGAUUCCUGGAUCGCUGCGUUUCAGGUCUGUUUGAGCCAGCUGAGAAUGCAAUACUAAGCUUCCUCUUCCUUUACGAGCCUGCAGAGGCACAGAAAGUGGCCACUGAUGAUGUCUUUGCAGAGGUCAAGGCAAAAGUGUCUGCAAUAGAACGGCGCUUUCCGAAUGUCAAAGUGCCGUGGAUCAGUGUGAAGACCGAGAACCCGGGGCUCCUGCGGGUGCUGGAUGUGGUAUCCAGGAAGCAUCCGGCAGACACUUUGUUUUUACUAGCAACUGCUGACACGGCGCUCAACUCCGAAUUCCUGAACCGUUGCCGUAUGAAUGCUAUAAGUGGCUGGCAGGUUUUCUUCCCCAUCCAUUUUCAAGAUUUCAACCCACGAGUUGCGAAUCCAGAUCAGGCUCUGCCUACGGCUAUGGAUUUAGUGCGCGAGGCGGGCCACUUCGACCGCUAUUCGUUUGAAGAGGCGUGCUUCUACAAUGGCGACUACAUGUCUGCUCGUUCGCACAUGGAAGCCGAUGUGCACGAGGAUGAGGAGCUGCUGGAGAGCCUGGAUACAUACGAUGUGUUUGUGCGCUAUUCAGGCCUGCACGUGUUCCGUGCUGUGGAGCCUGCUUUGCGCCAGGAGUACCGAAAUCACACGUGUGAUGCCCGGCUGAGCGAGGACACCUUCCACCGUUGCCUCCAGAGCAAACGGGAAAGCAUCGGCUCCCGGUCCCAGCUUGCCAUGCUCCUGUUCGAACAAGAGCAAGGCAACAGCACCUGAGCUCUUUCAUGAGUCGUGUUGCAAGAAUCCGAGACUGGCGAUGAGCUAGCAUAUUCUGUCCUGUGAGAUUUCAACAAGUCAUCCGAAACAAGAAGUUGCUAGGCAUCCUCUAAACAAGCCAACUCAGCAAUGGGCAGAAUGGAAACCUGUAUUUGAAGGAACUUGAACUUUCUUUUUUCCAGAGUAUAUGAAAACGUUGUGGAGGUUUUGACUGAAGGACGUCUCUGUGGUGGCCCUGACGGAAGCAAUAAGUGUCGUGGAGGAUAAUUUUUUUUUUUUUUAAUUUUUUUUAAAUAGCUAACUUUUUUUUUUUUUUUAAGUUUACAAUAAAACUAGAGACCUCAGAAAUGGUGGAAACCAUCUGGUUCAGCAUCCAGUCCCAAGAAUUUCCAAAUGCCUGUGUUUUUUGAAAUGUAUUUCUGUCUUGCGUUUCUUUGCUUGCUAUGUUUGUCAGGGGCCAACAUCCAGCUCUGUAUAACCUCUGUGCCUUUCAUCAUGGUACAAUGUAUUUCAUGACUUGUAAAGAGAAAAAUUGAGUGCCAUACUUGUUUUUUGAAUUGUGUUGCAUUUGCCUAAGUUGUAUUACUUGAGGAAAUGAGCAACGCAAAUGAUUUACAAGGAAAUGAAUGAAUGAAUGUGUGUGGGCGCUGACUGCCUGUCCUUGGCCUCUGUGGUACCAAGAUCUUGUUGAAUGAGAAUUAAUAUUAAAAAUAUUAUGUAGUGCAGGGGUCGCAGGCAAGCUGGAGCCUAUCCCAGCUGACUAUGGGCGAAAGGCGGGGUACACCCUGGACAAGUCGCCUGCGACCCUGUAGAAGGAUAAAGCGGCUAGAGAUAAUGAGAUGAGAUGAGAUUAUGUAGUGCAGUAUAUAUUUAAUAGGUAGCUGCUACAGCUGUUAAUGAAAGGUGGACCUGCUGAUGUACACUGAACAUUCUGGGGUUGACCGAUGAGUCACUUGAAACUCCUAUGAAGGGGGGGGCCUACAGGCAUACAGGGUUGUUUUUUUUUUUUGUUUUUUUUUUUUUGUCAUGUAUUACUUUCCUUCAAAUAGCAUUUUCCCCACCACGAAUAAUAACAGUACAAUUCAAACAUUGAGAGCAAAUGUUUAUGUACAAUACACAGGCAUUAAAGAAGCUACACUAACAGAACAAAGCUCAAUGCAUAUAGAUAACGUGGCACAAUCCUUUCAGGAGAUUAUAGGCUAUCGCUGCGUUCAUGAUAACUUGGAAUUUUUCCACCUUGAAUCUCCUACUUCCCUCAUUAGAAAGUGUUCAUGCGAAUUCAGCUGUCUGAAGUUGGAUAUAUUCUAUAAAACUCAAAUUCAUGAGUUGUUUGGUUAGUGCUUCGUUUAUUUCCAAAGUGGUGAUUUGCAUUUCAAUUUUCAAAGCCUCAGCCAGUAUUAAUAACCUUAUCUCUCACACACGUGCAUUUCUUUUCUUUUGCUUGCUUUUCAAGUAAGAAAGAUGAGCACUGCCAUCUUCGAGUGACGAUGUCACGGAAUCGCAACUAGAAGAAGUCGGAGCUCUCGGAAAACAUUCGACUUUCCAAGUGAAUCGGAGAGUUAUUCAAUUCAGAAAGUUCCUGCUUAAUCAUGAACGCAGCAGUAUAAUAUCUGCCAACCUUUAACAAGGUAAAACUGAUGAUGUCCCCUGAAGUUGGAAUUCCUACUAGGAACGUUGGGAAGGUGUCCUCAAGUCACACUUUUAACUACAGAACUUUAAGUCAAUUGACCGAUACAGUAGCUGAUUAAGUCUUUAUCGAAACAGCAGACAGUAUGGUCAAUAUUGAAGUAAAUACACCAUAAACUCAUGAUCACUAAUGGUUUACUAAUCAGUAGUCGGUUGUGAGUUCAAAUCUCAGCACCACCAAGCUGCCAAGGUUGUCUCGUUGAGCAAGACCCUUAACCCUCAACUAUCUGGUUGUGUCUUGUCUUAUUUGUAAUAAGUCAUUUAUUUAUAUUAUAUAUACACGUUAUAAAGUUAUUCCACAAAAUCGAGUCGUACAUGAGCUGAUGGCUGACGAGGCGCGUAGUGCUGAGUUGGCUGUAAACCAUGCACUUGGACAAGAUUGAGUGGAAUAGCUGGUUUAUUCUAUCCACAGUGACUGGAUUUUGAGAAAUAGAGCAUUAUUUUUUGCAAAUUCGAUAGAUACAAAAUGUCUGACAAAAUCAUUUCUGCUUAGAAUGUAAACAAACCAGCAAAAUGAUGGUAGCAGUUUGUGAAAAAUGCUAUAAUUCUUGAAAAAUAAAAAAAGAUACGUUCUUACCAUCAAA
Molecule: messenger RNA, 4701 nt
Organism: Neoarius graeffei (lesser salmon catfish)
Lineage: Eukaryota; Metazoa; Chordata; Actinopteri; Siluriformes; Ariidae
Gene: chpfb
Product: chondroitin polymerizing factor b
Exons: 4
Coding region: 128-2431 (767 amino acids)
Cellular component (GO): Golgi cisterna membrane
Molecular function (GO): glucuronosyl-N-acetylgalactosaminyl-proteoglycan 4-beta-N-acetylgalactosaminyltransferase activity
Source: RefSeq, a predicted model, not a curated record